AACAAUUCUGUUAGCUGUUUCUUUCCUCGCAUAGUGGUGGUGGCUGAUGUGCACGAUCCGGUUAACAGCCUCAAGCGCGGCUACAGCACAUAACCAGCAAACAACUGGGAGAGCGGUGCGGUUCUGCACCUAAUCGGAAAGCUGGCGUGUCGUGGGCAAAUCCCGUAUGGAGGAUACUAUCCCCGGACUGCCGAUCUCCUGACAAUAGGAGCUGUCGCUACUGAUGUACUGCGAGACAGUUUACGGAGUUCCGGAGUAUAAUUGUUUUGGCGGAUAAAUAAAGGCACCGGUACAGUUAUUUCUGCGGUACUACAGGACAGGCCAGUCCAAGUUUUUAGUAAGAUCGCGGAGUUGAAAGGCGCACCUCGUAACUUUAAAUUCCGCAUUCUCUGUGGAUUUCUGAAUACUGGUCGUGCCGCUGAAAUUCGGCAUUUGAGCAUUUGACGCCAAAGAAAAACGAAGUAGCGUUAAUACGACAGACACUACACAGCAUUUAUAAAAUAUUGUGCAAACAAUCAUGUAGUUUCUAUGUGGACACGGAACGCUUACGGUGUUAGGCGGUACGUUGAAAGAAGCCGGGCGCUCAUUGCUGACUGCACAGUUUCUUAAAGGGGGAUAACUGAGAAACAGGACCAAACAGUGGACAUGGUUUUCUCGUCUUCUUUAGUAGUCCAUCUCAACUGUUUUUCUAUAUAAAACGGCACUCUGAAGGUCUGAGGAGUGAUUGACCUGCGCUGGAAUUUUAAUCUCUUGGAAAACGAUAACAACGUAAUAAUAAUAAAAAUAAUCUCUGCAAAAAAUAAAUACAACUUUAAAUGACAGUGUGGGGAUCACCAGCUCUAAAAUAAUGAACCCGGCCGGAAUAUAAAACAUUCAACCUGGACUAACGUUUGUGAUUCCACAUCUUUUGAUAUACAAGUAUAAAAUGAAAUAAAACAUAAUUUGUAAAUGUUCUAACGCUUGAAGGGAUAAAAAAGUUGUUUGUUUUUUCAUCCAUACAUGCCUUUGUGAAGUAAACACCAAGAAAGUUUGCGACUUAAGGAAGAGGAAAAGGGGAAGCGCCACAAAAAUGUAUUUCAUCAGUCUACUACAGAUUUUUACCCUCUGGAUGACCUUCAUCUCCAGAGUGGCAGCGGACAUUGCCUGCGAUGCCCUGUUCCUGCUGUCAGGAAAUAUUUCAGUGCAUUCUUUGGUUUCAUGGAAUCAGACAACAAACAAUAUAACAGGAUUGUUCUGCAACACAUCAAUAGAUGGAAUAGGCACCUGCUGGCCCAAGAGCAGCGCUGGAGAGAUGGUGUCACGGCCUUGUCCAGAGUUCUUCUACGGCGUCAGAUACAACACCACUAAUAACGUGUACAGAGAAUGCCUCUCCAAUGGGACCUGGGCAAUGAAGGGAAACUACUCUCAAUGCCAGGCUAUUCUUAAUGAAGAGAAAAAGAGCAAGUUGCAUUACCACAUAGCUGUGAUCAUCAAUUACCUGGGUCACUGCAUCUCCUUGGGUGCUCUCCUUGUGGCUUUCAUCCUCUUCAUGCGCCUGAGGAGCAUCCGAUGCCUAAGGAACAUUAUUCACUGGAACCUGAUUACCGCCUUCAUCCUGCGAAAUGCCACAUGGUUUGUGGUCCAGCUGACCAUGAACCCAGAAGUGCACCAGAGCAAUGUGAUUUGGUGUCGCCUGGUCACAGCUGCAUAUAAUUAUUUCCAUGUCACAAACUUCUUCUGGAUGUUUGGCGAGGGCUGCUACCUGCACACAGCCAUUGUCCUCACGUACUCCACAGACAAGCUAAGGAAGUGGAUGUUCAUCUGCAUCGGCUGGUGCAUUCCGUUCCCGAUCAUUGUUGCUUGGGCACUUGGUAAGCUGUACAACGACAAUGAAAAAUGCUGGUUUGGGAAGCGGGCAGGCGUGUACACAGACUACAUCUACCAGGGCCCGAUGAUUCUAGUUCUGCUGAUCAAUUUCAUUUUUCUGUUUAACAUUGUCCGGAUUCUCAUGACUAAGCUCAGAGCGUCCACCACGUCAGAAACCAUACAGUACAGAAAAGCUGUGAAAGCUACUCUGGUCCUGCUCCCUCUGCUUGGAAUCACAUACAUGUUGUUCUUCGUCAACCCUGGAGAAGAUGAAAUAUCACAGAUUGUAUUUAUAUAUUUCAACUCAUUUUUGGAGUCAUUUCAAGGCUUCUUUGUCUCAGUGUUUUAUUGCUUCUUGAAUAGCGAGGUACGUUCGGCGGUGAGGAAACGGUGGCACCGGUGGCAGGACAAGCACUCCAUCCGUGCCAGAGUGGCGAGGGCCAUGUCUAUCCCCACCUCCCCCACCCGGGUCAGCUUCCACAGCAUCAAGCAGUCGACAGGGGUCUGAUGACGGAGUGGCCCAGUCGCUCGCCAGGGAACGUGCAUGCUGCUCGCUACAGGGUACAGGCAGAGCUCAAGUGCGGGGACAGGAACACCAGUGCAGGAAACCCUGCUGCACCAAUCUGUAGAAAAAGUAUCAAGAAAUAAAGCUAAGAUCAAGAAAAAAAAUAAACCCCAAAUACAACUGUUCAUAUAAUGUCCUUAGAAAUGACCUCCUUACCUUUUACAGUUCCCUGAUGGUGAAUAUACAAGUCAUUACCAAACAUAACAUAAGAAAAGAAAUCAGGUUACUACGAAUGAAAAGGUUCCUGCCAUAUAGGAAACAGAUGAGCCCAAUGUAUGCCAGCAUUUCCUAAUAGGCAGCCAAAUUGAGGCCUAAACUGGAUACGUGUUUUAUUCGUGAAAACAUUACUUCUGUAUUUUACUCAUAGUGGAUGAGAUUAUGUUUGUGUUUAUCUUCAAAGCCACACUGAAUCUGUAAAUGCGAGUUGUUGGUCAGAAGGACAACUGUGGCUGAUCACAAGUGUCUUGCUCAGGUUUCUCUCCACAAUCCGUCGAUCAGCCGCACAGAAAACGGUCACCCUCCAUUUCGAUGGACUGCAUCACUCAUCGCCAUGCAUUCCACUACCAUGGUAAUCCAUGGCGCCUUUGCUGUAUAACUAACAUCCAGUGGGACACAUGAAAUCUGGAGAUAUUUGCACCAUAUAAAUCUGAUGCCACCAAGCCUUUUUUCAGCGUGGUAUUAUGGCUUCUAGAUAAUUUUCAGAUCAAACAUGAUAAAUGAUCUUUUACCUUGCACACCAUGUAGGCAGAACAUAUGCAUAAUUCUUAGAAACCUGAUGCAUUUCUUACCAAGAAAUAAUUGAAGAAAAACUAUUUGGUUUAAUUACCCAUAAAUACACACAUUCUUUUUAUUAUUAAAUAAAAUGUUCCCAGUGGCUUAAUAAAUGCAUAUUUUAGAAGAUUCUAUAUGAUCAUCAAAAUAUGCUCCAAACAGAGGCAGUGUUUGAAUAGUAAAUCACACAUUUUGAUGUGCAUAUAUAUUCCCAGGCAAAUACCAUUACAGAUGAAGGAAAUCAGAUGGAUCACUUUCCAGACAAGUGGGAUGUACAAUUACACAAUGUGUAGAUGCAUUUGUUUCACUGUUGUGAUGCAACUCUUUCUAAAAUGGCUAAGAACUUACAAAGUUGUUCUUAUCUGCUGUGCAAUUGAUGUAAUUGGACUGAAAACAGGAACACAUGCAUACAUUGGUGAUCUUACUGUGGAGAAAUGAUGAAAAAUCAAUAUUGGUGUCAUGAGCUUUCCUGUUGGGGUGGAUCUGGUCAUUAUAUAACCAAAAUGUGACUUAUUUGUUAACGUGAUGUCCAAAGAUAACACUGGUAUAGUGUCAGAUACAGUUUUUGGAUUUGUAGUGUAGUGGCACAAAAAAAGUAUACAAUACAUAUUGUAAACAUUUUGUUUUCUAUUUUUCUAUUGUUCCGGUGAGAUAAAGAGUUGUCAAAUUACUGUUCAGUUUGCAUAUAUGUAUAUAUAUAUAUCAAUACUCACUGUCGCUGAAAUUAAAAAAUAACUGAGUAGUUGCUUCUAAAGAAAGGAGUGAGCACCGAUUCUCACUGAACACGGGAAAAAAAGAAGGAAAUCUUCAUAUCCAGCUAACACAACUCAACACAACAAUUAAAAAUUGUUAGUUUUUUCGUGAUCUUCUGCAUUAUUGUUGAUGAAGCUGAUCAGUGACAACUAUGUUCAGUACCAUGAUGUCAGGUGUUUGCUUUCGUAUUAUCAGCAAAUUUCAGCAUUAGCCUGCAGGUAAUCCAAAAUCUCCUGACAUCCAUUAAUUUCUCUUGCCUUUCCAGAAUGCCCACAGCCUUAUUACAUUGCCACAACAUGACACAUGCCUGGAAAUUUAUGGCUGUAAAUGUGAAGCUUCGAGAUAAAGGGGGAAGAGUAUUAAAACUUCAUAUUUAAUGGCCCUUGUGUCCUUGGAAUAAGAUCACCAGUUUUGUAAGAACAUUCCAUCAAUUUGUUGAUUGACUGUUAAUGGCUGAUAAUGACUAGUCAUUUCUUAUAUUCUUUGCCUCCAAGUCCUGGUACUUGGUACUUUUGCAUGACCUUCAAAAUUUUAAUUAAGAGGUAUGUUUCCUUUUUCCCAUAUACAUGAGGCAGCCGCCAGAAAAUAAGCUGGGCCAGUUAUUUACUGGAUUGAUUCAGGUUCACAUUUCAAAUUGAUUACACUCAUGCCAUAGAAGAUCAUCAGUUGAGUUGGUUGUAACUAAUUCCUCCAGUGCUAUAAUGAGCCUUUCAAUUACCUGGAGAGUGCAGUAUGUGAAGAACAAAAUACACUGUUACAGUAAGGACCUUCUACAAUGAUUCCAUUUAAGCAAACCCACGUGUUGCAUGUGUGCAUCAGUAUUGUUAUGUAGUAAUAAUAAUGAUAACAUUUGAUUGAUCCCAUGGGGAAAUUAUCUGUUCAUCUACCACAUCUUGCUCUCCAUGAUACAUAUGUAGGCUGGGAAGCCACCUGUAGCAGCACCCAUGACCCUGGGGUUUAAGAGCAUCGCUCAAGUGUCCAUAGAUGUGGCUAUUCUGCUGAAGCUGGACUCAGUCCAGCAACCUGCCAGUCAUAGGUACAGACGCUUAACCCACUGAGCCAUAUGUGAUAUAUCAUCGGGAAUAACUGUGAAUCCAUAGGAAAUUCUCUUCUUGAGUUAUAAAAUUAAAUUUUCCAAAGACUAUUAAAAAAAAAAAAAAAAAAGUAUAAUUAAACAAUCUUGUUUGCAGCAGCACCUGAUGUGUAAAGUUGUAAAUGUGCAAUUUGUACAUUUUAAAUUCACAACACAUAACUUGCCCUUUGUCUAGUGGUGUUUGUCAGUUUUUUUAAAAUAUGUUGUGAUGGUUGUCAUAAGAACACACUUCCGAAGGGAUUGUUGUGUGCCUGUUAGUUUCACUGUUAGGCAUCACCUUAGCGUCACGUUUUCUUCAAAAACAUCAUCAUUCAGUUUUAAAAACAGCAUAUCCAUCAUCACCUGAUGUAGUGAUUUCAGCUUAUUGUUUUUCUAGAGUAUGUGUCCUUUGUGAAUAUGUAAUAUAAAAAAUGUUUGUAUUUAAAUGGUUGCCACACAUAGUAAUUUUGUAUUUAUCAUGUAUUUAAAAGUGAAAUUUUACUGAGAAAACACAGGGUCGGUUUUUAUUACAGAAAUACAAAAAGGAAAAUAUAUUUAAUUAAGAAAUUCCAGAAUGUGUCCUUAUAAAGGAUAUUUUAUAGUGAUUAAGAAUCAAAAAAGAUUAUACUCACUCCUGUUGUAGUCUUUAUGUGUAAAUCUAAGUUUGUGUUAGUGUGUAAUCUUUAAUUUCUCUUAAUCAUUACAAACUAUUCUAUAUUCCACUUGCAAUGGAUAAUCAUUAAUCUUUUAUGUUAAUAUAUGUAUUUAUUAAAAUUCCACAAUUUGUUCCUUUUGUU
Brienomyrus brachyistius is the source of this 5803-nucleotide messenger RNA. Its product is annotated as corticotropin-releasing factor receptor 1-like. The coding region runs from base 1070 to 2353 and encodes 427 amino acids. NCBI's taxonomy places the organism in Eukaryota, Metazoa, Chordata, Actinopteri, Osteoglossiformes, Mormyridae. The record is from RefSeq and is a predicted model, not a curated record. The transcript is spliced from 15 exons. Gene Ontology annotation, biological process: cell surface receptor signaling pathway; adenylate cyclase-activating G protein-coupled receptor signaling pathway. Gene Ontology annotation, molecular function: corticotropin-releasing hormone receptor activity; corticotrophin-releasing factor receptor activity; G protein-coupled peptide receptor activity. Gene Ontology annotation, cellular component: neuron projection; plasma membrane.